AUGUCCAUGCAACAGCGGAAAGAUGGCACCCGAGUCGUUUUAAUGGACAACCUGAUGAGUCCUAAUGAUCAGACACAGCUCAGUUUCGGGCAAGCCAGUGCAUUAUACUAUCAUAUUUUCGUCGGAAUGAACAGAAUGAAAAAAGAAUGAUCAAUCGUCGAACAUAUCAGGGAAGGUUAGCAACAUUAAUCACCCAUUAAAUCAAUGUGCUGUCGCGCCCAUUAUGUUAGAGGCUCUUCACCUCUUGGGACUUAAGGCCAGACUUCUUUCUGUUUUUCGCCUUGGCGAACUUUAAUCUUUCUUGUUCAGCUCUCGUUCUCCAAGUAAAUUUGUCGUUAACGAAUCAUACUGCUUUUUUCAGAUCUAACCAGGGGUUAGUGCAUCCGGCCGUUUAUGACCGCGCAAUGGCGAGGUUGGGAAGGGUUGCGAAAUCUGCCAAAUGUCAUUAUCCGCAGAGUCUGAAAUAUACAAUGAAUGGUGAUCUCUACACUUACAGGUGAAAUUCAUCAUUUUACAGCAGGUUUUUAUCAUGGCAAAUUAUCGUAAUUAUUCAGCUCAUGACUAUUUUCAAUUAAAUGCACACACAAUGUUUGUUCCGCGUAGAUUCCGAAACGAUGCACAAGGGACAUAUAUUUCGCGAGUGGUCUAUAGUUAUCAUGCGUAAAAUGGGCAUUUAAGAAAAUCGUAUUGUUUUAUUACGGUAAUGAGCUGUACGCACAGGAUCCUUCAUUUGAUCGGCUCUAUGCCAUGGUUACUCAGCAAUAUUGCGUUGCCGAGCUCCACACGAAGGAUGCCCCUCUCCGCGCCAACAAUCGAUGCAAGUCCCGCGCUGGUCACGAACCGAGCAGACGAGAGCUACUCCUGAAAAAUAAUUUGCCUCUCUGUGUGGUGUGCAAUCGAUAGCUACAUGUAGGCAGACGAAAUGUACUAUUUUCAGUUACACAAUUGAUGGGUUUACUAAAGCUUGGAAUAUACAUGUACUGAGUUUUCGAAGAAGUUCAUGGAUUAACAACACAGAAACAACGCAUGGUAAAAACGGCUGUUUGCCGACAUUUUCGUGAUUACAAUGUACAUGCACAAUGUAGGUGUGGUGAAAUGACGUCUCCUGUUGAAAAACGUUCAGUAAAUAUCGUUUACUCCAAAUGCAGUCUUUUCAGAGGAUCGGAAUUUAUUCAAAUCGUUGUGUUGGAUAACUUGGUGAUAGCAUUUUCGGUAAAUUCUUGGGUAAAUUGGGAUAGAUUUUUUCGGCAAGCAAUAAAGUCAUCCUAAUUGACCAUGACUGAGCCAGGUGCAUUCGAAACUUCCAAACUCUUCGAGAUCAUUUGCCUGUUGGAGGAAGAGGCGCCGACCAAGUCGUUGGAGGCGAUCACGGGUGGCGUGGACGUAAACAUGACAGACGAGUGCGGCAAUGGCUACCUUCACCUUCUUUGCGGCAACUCUGAGCUGAACGAAACCAGCCCUGCUGUCUACGUUCCACUAAUGUACCAGUUAGCUAACGCUGGCGUUAACGUGAAUGCUCAAAACGAUAACGGGAAUACGGCCCUCCAUUUCGCUGUGACAAACAAUGUUUUAGAACGUGUCGUCAAUGUCCUUUUGAAAAUCGGUUCAGAUAUGAACUUGAGUAACUCGGAUGGGCUGACCCCCGUCGAAAUGUGCCAUAAUCCUAUGACCUUGAAAACGUUUGAGAUGUUCUCCCCUGGACUUCCUGUUGUUGUCAGAGACAAAAACAUAACAAAACUUGAACAAUUGAUAAAGUGCUGGUGCUAUUCAAAAAAUGUUUUGGCUGAUGAGGGGAUUGUUGACUCAGAAGAUGUUGUUGACGACGAAAAGGACUUCUCAAACUUGCUCAAGCAAGGCAUGGAGAAAACUGCUUUCAUUCACGCGACCCUUGGAGGGGACAGACCACGGAUGCGGACAACCUACAAGAAGGACGUGGUUGACGUGAACGUGGAGGACCAUUCCUACAUCAAUUCCAAAGGAGACACCAGAGCAAUACCUUUACUAAUUGAAGCAAUCAAUAUGAACUUAGUCGAAGCGGUCAAGUUUCUUAUAAAGAAAAAGGUCAAUGUUAAUAUGGAAUUCAGUUUUCGUAAUGAAAGUUCUGGUCCUUUUUUCCAAUAUUUCGCCAGCACGUGUCCUCCAAAAAGACAAGAGACAUUGGCACUGGUGAUGAAAAUGGCCGAUGUAUCAUUACUUAAUGGGAACAUUAGUAUUGAGUUUUUGUAUCGGUUAUGGAACGAAAGAUUCCCCGAUGAGAUCUUAGGGAAAUACGUACAGGAUGGUAUUAGCCUUAACGUGAAGGACGCCGCCUUCUACACUCUAAGAGAUAGGGUACUGAUGGAUUCCCUUACUUGUGACACACGUACUAGGAAAAAUAACCUACACUACGUUGACCAACACCUGCUGGGCCUAGUGGAGAGCGGUAACUUGGAGAGUAUAAAGAAACUCUUUCAUGAUGGUUAUGAACACAUCCUGAUUGAGAACCCCCAGGGGAGGAAUUCUUUAUCAGUGGCUCGGAAGGCCAGCCAAGCUGACAUGGUGUCAUUCUUAGAGGCACUCCCUGCAUUGCAGAAAGACGUGCGCUGUGUUCGCAAGGCAAUUGAACUGGGGAACUUGUCACGGGUCAAGGAGGUUUGCCACGACGCCAUAGCCGAUGUGAGAGACAAGGCAGGCCGUACCAUCCUUCACAGAACCGUGCUAUUCGAAAGAAGAUUCAUUGUAAACUAUUUGCUGAAGCAAUACCCAUCCCUGAUUAACUUGGUUGACUUGUUUGGGAGAACAGCUUUUCAUUAUGCCUGCAUGCUGGUAGAUGGGACAGACUUUGAGGGUGUACUGCUGCAAGCUGGUGCUGACCCUAACAUCACUGAUGUGAUGGGCAAAACCCCUGCUGAUUACAAAACUGAACCAUUGGAGACAGACUACAUAGAGCGAGAGAGGGGAAAGGACUAUGGCAUAGAACUCUACCUAGUCGAGAGGUACUUCCAGUUCAGUGAGAACAUCGAAAAAGGAUUCAAAGAAAAGCUAAUGCGACUGAAAGACUCAAUGUUUGAUGACUUGACCUUCAAUGACCUUGAGCGGAUUUCGCCUGAGAUGCGCGAGCGGAUUAGGUACCGGAACCUAUUGUUUCAGUGCAUUGACAAGAAGAGGGAGGACAUUGCAAUUUACCUGGUGCACGAAGGGGCGAAUCCGAUAAUUGAAGAGGUUGUGGAUGAUCACAUGAUGAAUUUGGAACAUGCUGCUGAAAAAAGGGACAUGUUUGACCUCAUUAAGCUCAUCAAGAAGCACAAAGCAAGACUGCGAUUCGAAAGGCGUGCCGAAAUGCUGGUAGAAAAUAUAAUCGGGAGGCCAAACACAAGCUUUAGCGACAGUUCGCAGCCGAGGACAUCGUCGUCGUCGGGCGCAGUGAGCCUUAAGUCAGCACCUGUUGGAGGGACUGGGGGGAGCCUGGCCGAUGGGCUACGGAAUGACCCGACGUCCAAGAGCGUCAAUGAUCUACCAUCUGCUGUUAAACUGUCGGAUGCUAAGAGUGGGGCAUGUGUGAUUCUAUGAUCUGGAAUCAGAGAAGAAUGUGCUCCGUCAUAGAUUACUUGCUAACCAGAGUGACUUCAAUGUGUCCAUGGAGGCCAUUUACCAUACUCUAACAAUGAAAUUGGGAGUUGCCUCCUCAUAAAGGUAGCUUUGUGUUACAUUGUGCUGAUGUGGGAGGGAUUACCAGCCUCCUGAAAAAUGAUAAUCACUGCAGCCACUUUAAUCCGAUAACAAUCCUUAUCUUCAAGUUAUUCCAUGUAAUGUUACGAGUUUCGAAUGCUCCAGCCCAGCAUUGCAUUUUUUUACAUGAAAUUUGGAAAGUACUGUUUUUUGCAAUAAUGGUAUUCAGAUUGUUACUGAAUGUGGUGAAGAUCUAUAUGAUAACUUGUUUGCAAUUUGUAUACAUGUUUAGCCCUUUGAAUAAUUGUACAAUUCCAUAUUUAGUAGUGUACAGUACUCGUUUUUAUCAGGACGGGCGAUUUUUGAGUGUUGGGGGAAGCUUUGCCGAUUACCUGACGUUCAAGAGCGUCAUAAUGACCUACCAUCUGCAUGCUGCCAAAAUGCCAGACUCCAAGAGUGUUACAUGUGCAAGUGAUAGAAAUGAUCAUACGGACGACGAUGCUCCAAUCGGGAAAAAAGUGUAGUGAAAUCACCAACUUAAAUGGCGACCAUUAUAGGCAGAAGCAAAAUGGGCCAGAUUAACUUUUACAAAGUUUUCGAUAGUUGUGUAGCCACUUACGUCAACCACUCUUCGACGAAGACACCUUGACGAGAAAAGAAUAUCUUUACCACAUAAAAUCAAGGAGACCCAUUUCCAAAACUGUGAAGUUUAUUAUAUAAGUCAUUUGAAAAACAACAUUUGGACUGCUAGUUUCUACCUAGUAUAUAUAUAAUUUCUGAUGUACACUGUUUAUUAAAACUCCAGUCUUUAAUUGUGAUAUUCAACACACUAUACGGCUGAUAAUAAAUCGUUCUGAACCGAAAUAUGUUGAUUCCUUUCUUUCAUUUCGCCAUGACCU
Molecule: messenger RNA, 4547 nt
Organism: Lineus longissimus
Lineage: Eukaryota; Metazoa; Nemertea; Pilidiophora; Heteronemertea; Lineidae
Exons: 6
Coding region: 1276-3549 (757 amino acids)
Molecular function (GO): protein binding
Source: RefSeq, a predicted model, not a curated record